UCAAGUUUUUGUUUCUAAAAGCAAAAAAACACAAAACGAAAACGAUGCCCUAGGAAACACAGCUCCCUCCGUCGCCUUCCGCCCUCGCCUUCGCCUUCGGCGAUCGCCUACGUUGGGAUCGUCCCCUCGCCGUUCUCCUCGGUGAUGGCUGAUUUUACUGGAAGCGAUUUUCAAGUGGAGGAGAAUGAUACUGAUAUAGUUGAUGAGGGUGGUUUCAAUGUUAGUGUAUGGCCAGAUGAGAUCGAAGAAAGGUUCAUCUACAUCAUGGAGGCAGAAGUUAACAAAGGCAAUAGAACAUCAACAACUUUUUCAAAGCCUGCAUGGCGUGCCAUUGAGGAAACUCUCAAUACACAAACAAAAAGGAACUACACUUACACACAACUCAGAAAUAAGUUCAACCAACUAAGAACCCGACAAAAGGACUUUGCUAACCUAAUGAAGGAGACAGGGGUUCGCUGGAACCCAGUGACAGACUCUGUUUCUGCGACAGAUGAGGUGUGGGAACGCCUGUAUAAGGUGUACAAGUCUGCAAAGAGAUUCCGUAAGAAGGGAUGCCCUUUGUUUAACAAAUUGUGUGUGAUUUAUGGAGACACAACGGCAUCCGAUUUCUGUCAACAUAUUUCGAACAAUAAUCCCCUGGACACUGAUGAUAGAGAGGAGAUUGAUGGGAUGAGCUUAGAGGCAUCAUUUAAUGAGCAAUCUGGUGGUACAGGUGUGCUGUCUGCAGUUCCUAUACGAAGCCAAUCUUUCAACCCAUCAAGCUCUCGUCGGGGAAAAAGAAAUAGUUUUUCCACUCUCCAGACUAGUAGUUUGACUUCUCCAGGUGAAAAUUCAAAGAAAAAGUCUGAUACAACUGAGAGAAAAAUGACAGUUACUCCCUCACCAUCAAAGUCAACUUCUGAGACUGGAUCCACUCUCAAGAAACUUAUUGUAGAAAGCAUGCAAGCACUGAAUGCCCUAGAGGGCAUAGAUGGAGUAGCAUACUCCAAGGCAGUUGAGCGGUUUCAUGAAGAUUAUAUGUGGAUGGAGCUAUUUCUGCAGAUGACAGAGGAUAGGAAAAAAGAUUGGGUGAUAAAUAUAAAAUAAUGGUGGAUGUGGUAGCCAUUUUGUCAUUAGCUUCUAUUUUCUAUCUCUUCUCUUUUGAGUUUUGAGCUAUGGAUAGUGCAACUAGUGUGGUUUAACUCUAUGGCAUGAACUUGUGGAUCUUGAAUUGUAGAUUUAUAUUGAGAAUGUGACUAAAAAUAAUCUUUAAUGUUUCUUUAUAUGCUUUAUCA
Musa acuminata subsp. malaccensis (wild Malaysian banana) is the source of this 1274-nucleotide messenger RNA. Its product is annotated as L10-interacting MYB domain-containing protein. NCBI's taxonomy places the organism in Eukaryota, Viridiplantae, Streptophyta, Magnoliopsida, Zingiberales, Musaceae. The record is from RefSeq and is a predicted model, not a curated record.